AUGACAGUGAUGAAGAGACAUGGUGGUUGGAAGUCAUCAACAGUAGUUGAAGGUUAUAUUGCCGAUUCCGUUAACAACAAAAAACCAGUCUCAAUGUCCAAACCCAAAGAUAAUGUUUCAUCAAACUUUGACCAACCUUGUUCAUCAGCAUCAAAUGGUGUUAAAGUUGAUACAUUACGCCAUCAAAAAAAAUUUAAAUCUACUUUGCAAGAAAAUACAGUUGCAAGAAAGAAAAAUUCAACUUCUCAAUUCGACGAUUGUGAAACUCCUCAUUUAUUUAUCUGUUCUACAGUAUUUUAUGAUGAUCAAGACUUAGAUCUAGUUGCAGAUACAAAACCACAUAUCAUUGCUAUAACUGAAACAUGGCUCAAACCGCUACAAGACAAUUCUUUACUUAACUUAGAAAACUUUACAGUCUUUAGAAGAGAUAGAGGUUUAACUCAUUCCGAUAAUGGGUGCUUCAUUAAGGGUGGGGGUGUGGCAUGUUUGGUCCACAAGUCAUUAAAAGCUAAAGUCAUCUAUGUACCUAAUACAAAUAAUAUAAAUCAACCUGAAUAUUUAAUUCUCGAAGUCAUUUCACAGACUGGAAAUCGCUUAUUACUAUCAGUAAUCUAUCGUAGGCCUCAAGAAUCCUCUAUAACACCUAAUCAUUUACAGUCAUUUAUCACGGAAUUAUCAUUAUUUUGUGUCCCGUUUGGUGCUACUCACCAUUCAAAUAACAAAGAUUCGUGGUUAGAUGUUAUUAUUCUUGAUAAUCAAUCCAAAAUGGUCAAUUUUUGUAAAUCUAAUCAACCCUUUAUAAACGGACAUGAUUAUCUUGUAUGCGAUUAUAAGUUUGAUUUCGAGAAGCCUUCGGCGAAAAUUAUAAAUUAUAGAGACUUUUCUAAAACUAGCCAAGAAGCUAUGAGCAAUGCCCUGAUGCAAUCUCUUAAAAUUGAUAGUGAACUCAUAGAAAAUUCUGAUCCUAAUUAUUUAACUAGCUUAUUUUAUGAGACUAUUAUUGAAAUUCUUGAAGAAUUUGCACCUAUUCGUUCACGCAAAAUUACUCAUGUUCCUAAUCCCUGGGUCACAAAAGAACUUAAAACCAAGUGCAAAGAACGUGAUACUUUAAAGGAAUUAAAAAUAAAGCUUACGGAGGCUCGUGAAAAUUAUUUAUGCAAUGCACUGAGUAAUAUUCCAUUAGGUUCAAAUGUAUGGAGUAAACUUAAGCAUUUGGGGUUAAUUAAAGGUUCAAAUUCCUCGCCCUUAAAUUUCUUUGACUCGAGAGAAUUAAAUAAUCACUUUGCAAAAAUAGUAAGACAUCAUCCACCAUGUAAUGAAGCAACCUUUGAAGAAAUUAAAUUGUCUCAUAGUAGUUUGGUAAAUUGUUCCUUUGUAUGGACAGAGAUUGACAUUGUAGAUGUAACAAAAGCUCUUCAUCUCACUCUCAACAAAUCUAAGGGUAAAAGUCCGGAUGAAUUAAAUCUUUAUUGGCUAAAAAACAAUAUUCCCCAGAUAACAAUCGUUCUUACACAGCUUUUUAAUCGAUCUUUAAAUACUGCUAUCUUCCCUCAAGCUUGGAAGGCAAUUUACAUCUUACCAUUGAACAAGACCUCUCCACCGCGUUCCCUCUCUGAUACACGACCCAUUGCAAAUACUUCACAUCUAAGUAAGGUUUUCGAGAGAAUAAUUGCUAACCAAGUAGUUACAUAUCUUGAGGAUAAUAAUCUUAUUGAUAAAUAUCAAUCAGGGUUCAGAAAACAUCAUAGUACUCAAUCUGCCCUAUUAAAAUUAACAAAUGAUAUUUCCAGAGCUAUGGAUAGUAAUCAAUUAACUCUAAUAGUCUUUUUUGAUUUGACCAAAGCAUUUGAUUAUGUUAACCACAAAAUUAUUAUAAAAACCUUGAUAGAAUUAGGAUUUUCUCCUGAGACAGUUAAGUGGUUUCUGUCCUACUUAUCUGAUAGGUCGCAAGCUGUACUUGAUGGAGAUGGUAAGCCAGUUGAGUUUAAAACUACAACAUCUGGAGUUCCUCAAGGGUCUGUUCUAGGACCCAUAUUAUUUCUAUUAGUUAUGAACUCUGCGGCUAAACGACUUACUUAUACAAAUCAUGGUUUAUUUGCUGAUGAUAAAUAUAUUUAUUUACAUUGUUAUAGUCAUCAAAUCCAUGAAGCUACUAGACAGUUGAACCUAGAUGCUCAAGCAGUAGUUGAUUGGGCCAGAGAUAAUGGGUUAGAAGUAAAUCUACUUAAAACUAAAGCAAUGUUAUACGAUUAUGGGAAGAACUACCAGAGGACAUUAUAAAUUCAUCAAGCUUGGAGGUUUUCAAAAAUAAAAUUUUUGAUUAUUUAUUUAAUUUAGAUGUUUGAUCAUAAACUGUUGUAAAUGCUUCUAUCAUUAUUUUAUUAAUCUUCAAACUUCGUUAACCUUCUUUAUAUAGCUUCUUUUUAAUUUAAAGUUUCCUACCUGUCUCUUU
Messenger RNA from Cotesia glomerata, 2452 nucleotides. RefSeq lists its product as uncharacterized. The record is from RefSeq and is a predicted model, not a curated record. Lineage: Eukaryota; Metazoa; Arthropoda; Insecta; Hymenoptera; Braconidae. The transcript has 6 exons. The coding region runs from base 1 to 2280 and encodes 759 amino acids.